AUGGUCGAUGAAGAGAAGGAAGACGUGCUGAAGUCGGGGCCAAUCCGCUGUGUCGCCAUCGACGAUAGCUUCGCGCACCUCGCCACUACUGGUGAUGACAAGAAGCUGAAGGUCUGGCAACUUGUCGGCUUGAAGUUGUUGAGCACUCGGGAAUUACCCAAAAAGCCGACGGAGGUUGCAUUCACCCGUGACGGCUUGACCAUAUCGUGUCGGACAAGUUUGGAGACGUCUUCAGGUGAGUUCUAUCCCGUGUACCUCAAGCCGAAAUCACCAGACGUUACGCAGCCCGUUGCCGGCAGCUCGAAGCGCGGUGCACUCACAUCACACGAGAACCCUUCCAACGGCGAGCUUAUCCUUGGCCAUGUCUCGCUGCUCACGUCCUUCCUCCUUACCCCUGACGAGAAGCACAUCAUCACCGCUGACCGGGACGAGCACAUCCGUGUAAGCUGGUACCCCAAGGGAUACGUGAUUGAGCGGUACUGCCUCGGACAUGCAAAAUUCGUCUCGGCCAUACACAUCCCCGCGUUCGCUCCCGGAGUGCUCAUCUCCGGUGGCGGUGACCCGAUGCUCAAAGUGUGGGAUGGAUGUCCGCCGUACAUCAAGGUGAAGGCGCCGAAGAGGAAGCGCGGGUGGGACGAUGGCGAUGGUGAAGAUGGUGGUGCGGUGGAGAACAACACAGCGAGGAAGAAGAGGGGCAGGAAGGGGGACGCGGAGAACACUCCAGGGCCCUCGGAAGGCGCUGUCCAGGCUGAUGCGCACCCCGACGAGGCCGACAAAACAGUCCUCGUCAUACAAAAAAUCCGGACCGUCGAUUUGAGCAAGCGCGGCAAAGUUGUGCAGUUCAGCGCAGUUGGCGCUCUUCUACUGCCACUACCAGAACCAGGCGAGGAGUCGCCACCAAAAGUCCACGCAGUUGACUUCGGUCACCCAAUCAUUGACUUCACGCCGGGCGCUUACCAAUGCACUUGGGUACUGCUGGACGCUUCUAUAGGAGCGAGCGAAACAGGAACCGCCAAAAAGCAGUCUACAGUUUCAUUGGUCUCGUGGGCGUACGGUUCACCGGUUGUGGUGGACGACGAUGAUGCACCUGCCCUCCUCGAAUCACUUCGGACGACAUGCGUUCUGCCAGCCACAUCCGCAGACUUGAAGACUCUCGAUCUCUAUUCCGCACUCUCCUCCAUGCCCAAGAACGUCGACCCAGAGCACGACCCACUUCGGCGGGACCUUCUCGCGGAGGCAACGCCGGAGCCCGGCGCGGAGGGCUCAGCGGGACAGAAGGAGCUGACGCAGCGCGAGCAGGCUAGACUGAAGAAGAAGCGCGCGUUAGCGGCCAAGCUGGCUAAGGAGAAGGGGAAUGGCCUGACGGCGGAUGCCAUAGAGCGGCAAACUGAGAUUGAGGCGGAGGCGGAGGCGGAGAGGGAGCGCAAGCGAGUGAAGUCGUCUGGCGAGACGCUUGGUAGUGCUGUUGCUGGACCGGCAGAUGAUGCAAUGGAUGAGUCAUGA
Molecule: messenger RNA, 1503 nt
Organism: Fomitopsis serialis
Lineage: Eukaryota; Fungi; Basidiomycota; Agaricomycetes; Polyporales; Fomitopsidaceae
Exons: 9
Coding region: 1-1503 (500 amino acids)
Biological process (GO): RNA (guanine-N7)-methylation
Cellular component (GO): tRNA methyltransferase complex; nucleus; cytosol
Molecular function (GO): tRNA (guanine(46)-N7)-methyltransferase activity; protein binding
Source: RefSeq, a predicted model, not a curated record